AUGUAUAAAAUACCAAAUAAUGGACCACAAUUUCAAUACGAUGGAUUUCUUUUCAAAUUGGAUUACAAUGAGCCAUCGGAACAAGCCAAAAAGGUGGCCAAAGAAGAGCUAAAUGAAACGCCAGAAAAUGUUGAAAAAGGAAUUAAAGGAUUACGUACAUUGCUGAAAGCUGAAACCAAUCUCCGCUGCCCCUUGGAUAAUGAUUUGUGGCUAAUGAGUUUCCUGAGACUGGCACGUUUUGAGCCCGAAGCAGCCUUGGAAAAGAUAAAAAAAUAUUAUAAUUAUCGCCGUAAAUUUCCGGAUAUGUGUAAGGAUUUAAAAUUGUCCACCAUUAGGGAGUCGCUGUGCGGCAACAAUGGUUCCAUGUAUCCAAAGCGAGAUCAGUUCGGACGGCGUCUGUACAUAAUUUUGCAGGGGAAAUAUUGGCUUCAGGAAAAAUUCAACAAAGAAAAUUUGGUGCAAGCCUUUAUCCUUCAGAUGGAAUACUUCCGUUGCGAACAGGAAACUCAAAUUAACGGCAUUGUCAUACUUCUCGAUGUUGAGGGUCUAACGCUGUCCCAGGUCCUAUUGUUUACACCCGCGAUUGCCAUUCGUAUAAUUCAAUAUCUUCAGGAUGGCAUGGGUGUACGUUUGCGGGGCUAUCAUAUUAUAAAUAAUCCGAAAAUAUUCGAUAUCGUGUAUGCGAUUACAAAACCAUUUAUCAAUCCGAAUAUGUACGAUAUUGUGCAUUUUCAUGGUACGGAUAUUCCAGCAUUACAUCGUUACAUAUCAACGGAAUGUUUGCCCGAAUGCUAUGGUGGAACUUUGAAAUCGUCGCAACGAUCGUUUGGCGAACAGUGGAUUCAGAUAUUUGAGAAAUAUGAAAAUGAUUAUGAGCAGUAUCAGGAGUAUGGUUAUAAAUAA
This is a messenger RNA of Musca vetustissima, 903 nucleotides long. Its product is annotated as alpha-tocopherol transfer protein-like. Gene Ontology annotation, cellular component: membrane. Bases 1 to 903 code for a protein of 300 amino acids. The transcript has 4 exons. Gene Ontology annotation, molecular function: phosphatidylinositol bisphosphate binding. The record is from RefSeq and is a predicted model, not a curated record. Lineage: Eukaryota; Metazoa; Arthropoda; Insecta; Diptera; Muscidae.